Messenger RNA from Fomitiporia mediterranea MF3/22, 1731 nucleotides. RefSeq lists its product as uncharacterized. The record is from RefSeq and is a predicted model, not a curated record. Lineage: Eukaryota; Fungi; Basidiomycota; Agaricomycetes; Hymenochaetales; Hymenochaetaceae. Gene Ontology annotation, cellular component: nucleus. Gene Ontology annotation, molecular function: DNA-binding transcription factor activity, RNA polymerase II-specific; DNA binding; zinc ion binding. Bases 1 to 1731 code for a protein of 576 amino acids. Gene Ontology annotation, biological process: regulation of DNA-templated transcription; DNA-templated transcription. The transcript is spliced from 8 exons.
AUGUCUCCCAAGGUUCCUCUACAAGCACCCUAUGAAGGUGCCCUUCAACGUGGAAAGGCAUGUCUUAGUUGUAGACGUCGUAAAAUGAAAUGUGACGGCGAACGCCCGCAUUGCACUCAGUGUAUACGAGGAAAUCGUGCUGAUGAUUGCGAGUAUACCGAUAAUCAGGGACGGACGCGAACACAGAUGCUCGAAGAGCAUGUUGCUCUUCUUCAAGCCCGUAUACACGAACUCGAAGAUCCUCGAAUUGCUUCUCAGUCGGUUCGCUUACACGAUCCAUACAUUGCAACCCGGACGCCUGGUGCUCAGAAUCCUAGGCCUCCGAAUGCGUCUUGGUGGGAAUCGGAAGAACCCCCUGCACAGAUCACCGACAUGCUCGUAGGAACAUUCAUGCCACAUGCACCAGCGCUUGGAUUUGCUCUCUGUCCUGUCCGUUUCCUUUCCAACUUGAGACUUCCAACAAACCAUCCGGACAAGCCUCAUCCAGCACUGCUACAUGCUGUUUUCCUAUGGGCAUUGCACUUGUCAAAAUGUAACGACUUUAUGCAAUACGAAAAUCUAUACCUUCAGCGAUCUAUCUUAGCAUUACAAGAUGCCUUGGGAAAUGAAGUCAGACUAGAAGAUUGGAUGCUCGCUCGACGUCGGGUACAUGCAAUACAGGCGGAAGUGCUACUGGCACGGUAUUUCUUCAGCCUCGGUCGAUUACUUGAAGGCCGGUAUCACGCAAACGCCGCGGUUUCACUCGCCGUUAGUUCUGGGCUGCACAGCUUACGGCUACUGUCUUCUCGCGGAUCGAGUGAGUCGUCUUCACGAUCGAAGUUUGGAAGGUUGGAGCUAGUCGCGCCGAGGGAUGAACUCGAAUAUGGAGAACGCGUUCGUGUAUUUUGGGCUGUAUACGUUCUGGAUCGUUGUUGGAGUGCAGUGCUUGAUGUGCCAUGUGUACUUACAGAUGAUGCAGCCCUGGGCACACAGAUUGAUAGUGAUUGGCCACUAGAAAUAGGCGACUAUGAGCGGUUAAGUGGUAACCCCUCUGGUGCUGCGCAGAGUGAUAGAACAAUACAACGAUUUCUAUCUGGAGAGCCGCCGAAAGUUCGAGACGAUGGCUCCCCAUCACAAGAAACCUUUCGAGUGAUGGCAUCUGCAGUGUAUGAGCGGGCCACCAGGCUUUCUCACCAGUGGUUCUCCCAAUUGUCAUCCAAAAGCUCGAGUAGGUUAUCACUACGUACGGAGAUCCAGUCAAUUGCGCGUCUUACAAUGCAGUUCGCUCGGAGACUGACUCCAGUUGAUCAGCUUUCGGUGGAUGAGCAAGAGGGACAAGUGUUGUUGGUCGUGCAUGCGCUUGCCCACGCGUCGAUGCUGACUCUGCAUCGUGUAAAGGCAUCCGAAGCGCCCGCCGGAGAUAUGAGCGCAAUCAAUUCCGCUCUUGUACACGCCACCGAAAUCGUUCAGAUUAUAGAGAAGUUCGGCGAGGAGGAUUCGGCGCCAAUCAACCCUAUUCUUGCAGUUCUCGGGUUUUCUGCUGCGCAAAUUUUUGCACAAGAGGAGCAGCGCAUGUAUCAGAUUUCGGAGAGGCGUGAGCUAUCGCCGACAUCGUCCAACCGCUUUGUUUCGCUUCGUGCGAGCAUUGCCCGGAUCACAGAAGCACUUCGCCGUUGUUCAGGCUCAUCCGACACCGGGGAUAUAUUCAGUCAACAAGUCGAUAAACUAUUAGAAAUUACGGGCGAUCAGUGA